Saccharomyces mikatae IFO 1815 is the source of this 1413-nucleotide messenger RNA. RefSeq names its product histone deacetylase (gene HOS1). The transcript has a single exon. Lineage: Eukaryota; Fungi; Ascomycota; Saccharomycetes; Saccharomycetales; Saccharomycetaceae. The coding region runs from base 1 to 1413 and encodes 470 amino acids. The record is from RefSeq and is a predicted model, not a curated record.
AUGUCAAAGCUGGUCAUAUCAACGUCAAUCUUUCAAUCUCAAGUUGCAGAUUUACUCCCAUGCAACAAUCACCAAAAAUCACAACUAACAUAUUCUCUAUUAAACGCUUACAAUCUUCUUCAGUGUUUUGACAAUGUACUAUCGUUUCCAUAUGUUAAGAAGGCCGAGCUACUUGAGUUUCAUUCGAGAGAAUAUAUCGAUUAUUUGAUCAAUAGCAGAUUCAAUAAAAUGUUGCCGCAAGAUAUAAACGAUAACAUAGUAGAGGCUAAAUGGAGUGAGCUGAUUGAAAUGGCUGAUAACUGGAACGAAAAAGUUAACCACGAACCAUCACAAGAUCUUCAAAGGUUCACUUCAAGAGAAGAUCUCUAUAAUUAUUAUCAGAGUCAUUUAGCGACGCUUGAAAAUGGCAGCGACAGCGGUAGUGACGAUGACGUGAUAGUAGAUGACGGAACAACAGAUUCUUAUAUCCUAGACUCUAAAGCAAAACAGUAUAACUUAGAAGGAGAUUGCCCAAUUUUCUCGUACCUUCCUAUGUACUGUCAAGUGACUACGGGUGCGACUUUGAGGUUGCUGGAGCAUCUUUCACCGGCAGACCGUCUUAUAGGUAUAAAUUGGGAUGGUGGAAGGCACCAUGCUUUCAAACAAAGGGCAAGCGGAUUUUGCUACAUAAAUGACGUGGUAUUGUUAAUUCAAAGAUUGCGGAAAAUAAAGCUGAAUAAAAUCACCUAUCUUGACUUCGACUUACAUCAUGGUGACGGUGUGGAAAAGGCUUUUCAAUACUCUAAACAAAUACAAACAAUUUCAGUACAUAUUUACGAGCCUGGGUUUUUCCCUGGAACAGGCUCCUUAGAUGAUUCACGAGGGGGUAAGAACGUGGUUAAUAUACCUUUAAAGCACGGUUGCGAUGACAGUUAUUUGAAUUUGAUCGCAUCCAAAAUUAUCAACCCUCUAAUAGAUAAGCACGAUCCUGAAGUUUUAAUAAUUGAAUGUGGUGGUGAUGGGCUUCUAGGUGAUAGAUUCAACGAAUGGCAAUUGACUGUAAGAGGACUUUCUGAAACCAUCAUAAAUUUCAUAAAGAGAUAUUCACAAGCGCACAUAUUCCUACUCGGAGGGGGUGGAUAUAACGACUUAUUGAUGAGUAGAUUUUACACGUACUUGACCUGGUGUGUUGCGAAGCAAUUUUCCGCAAUACAAUAUCAAGACAAUGAUUUAAGCCAAGAUGAUCCCUUUAAUAUUCAUGAAGAUGAUGAUUCUGAACAACUUAUAAAAGAGCAUGAGUUCGUAGAAAUGUACAACGAAGAGAACUACCAGUAUUGGAUAUAUGAGAUGGAAGGUAGUUCUCGGAUGAAGACAUUAAGAAAUGACAAUAAGGUCGAAGAUAUAGUCGAACUCAUGGAAUUUUAUGGACUGUAA